AGGGACUGUUGAUGCAUUUCAGGUCAGAAUGGACACGAAUGCGCGUAAAAUCUGGCGGUUCAGCAUUGGCAGCAGAGAGCAGGAUGAAGGCCGAGAGAUCAGGAGGCUGAGGAGCAGGAAAAGGAAAUCGAUGCCGGACAUAUGCGACCACCACGAGUUCUCCUCCCUGCCUCCUGCCGUACCCAGUAGGCCCGUGGCAGAGUCAUCUUUAAGAAGACUUAGUGGAAAUGAAAUUACUUUCAAGGAAAAGCUAGGAACAUUCCUCCAGAAGUUUAAAACAGAUUUUUCCUCAUUAACUGUAAAAGCCCAAAGUUCCCAGAGAGUUGAACCAGAAAGAAGCCAGUCUACCAGUAGCUGCAGUAGCCCUCCACAAGGUUCAUUGCCGAACAAGAGGAAAAAGUCAGUAAAGACAAAAUCUACAUGUAGUACAUCAGGCUUGAAGACCCCUGUAUGGAAGAACAAGCCCAAUCCUUUGAGCAGAAGCUUAGAUCGUACAAGGUUAGAAGAAUUGUGUGGGAGUAGCAGGAGCUUGCCAACCAGGCCUAGUGGAUUUGGGGCUGAGGAACCUUUGUCAUCACCUAAUUACCUGUGGAAAAACAGAGGUCCCAGUGGCAGGUCUCUGUCACAAAGGGAGAAACACACAAUGAAUAACAAUUACUUGCAGGAACACUGUUCAAAUCCAAGUGAAAAGGAAAAAAUUAGUGCUAUAACUUCCCAGCAGAAAUUCAAGUCGCCAAAUCAGAAACUAACAUGUAUCUCCAGCAAGGUGAAUAAUAAAGGAGUAAUCUCCAUGGAGUCUAUGUCAGAUGCUUUAGGACUGAUAGUGGCCACAGGUAUAUACACAGGGGUCAAAAACUUGUAUGAAAAGAUCUGGUAUCAAGAAGAAGCUGGUAUUCAUGGGUUGCAAAAUUACAUUGUUGAAGAUAUUAUGCAGUUAGGUGAGGCUGGUGAACAAGCCACACGUUUCCUUUUGGCUGAGAUGUCAUCCCAGCAUUUGAAACGCCUUGUUCAUGGUGCCGUGCUCAUAAUUUGUGAUAAUUUGCAGGAUGUGCAUUGAAUUGUUUAGAUAUGGAGGUUGGUCUAUUUUCUCUUUUCUAAUGUGAUACAGCCAUGAAUUCUGUAUUUUUGUGGUAUAAGGACUAGUAGUUUGCAAGCCUGAGCAAGCAUUGAAGACAAAAAGCAUAACCUCAAAUACACACAGAUUUCAGCCAUGUUCCGGAAAUGACAAUGAAAUAGUUUGUUUUUACGAGAAAUUCCUUUUGAUUAUGUCUUUCACACUCAUGUUUUAUGUAAAUGGUUAAGAGAAUCAUUCGCAGACUACCCCUGAUCACUUAUUACUUGUUUAAAGGGCAGACAGUGCAGGGGUUAUCUUUUAGUGCACACACUACUUUUUAAUGUAAUGAUUUGACAGUAUGAAAGUUCAGACAGUCAUUGGAUUUAAUUGCUUUCAUUUUUUGUUGACUUAAUAUUGCCUUGACUUCUAUCUGUAUGAAACAAAAGGUUUGAAUAAAAGAAAGAUAAUAAUAUUGUUUUUACUGUAAUUUCUUGAUAAAUGAAAGUGGAGUAGCUAAUUUGUUUAUUUAAUGCAAUUACUUUGGGAAGGAAGUUACUUUAGAGUUCUUCGCUAAAGUAUUACCCACCUUGUUAUUAGCUUGCCAGUUUAUACAUGAAAACUGAUUUCUAUAUGCUUCUCAUUUAUUAUUUUAUCUUAUUCAAACUAUAAUGUUUGGAUAUACAUGUAUAUCUAUUUUGAGAACUAACUUCAUUUUUUCACUGACAAAAGAAACCUACAUUAACGUAUCAGUAUUUUAUUUCAGAUAAAUAUCUGAAUGUAUUUUCCAGUGAUAUAAAGUUCAUAUAAAUAUAUAUGAAGGUUAAUCUGAAAGUUUUACCUUCAGAAAAUUGCAUUGCUUUUUUCAGUCUGUAUAGAAAUUGGUCAUUUGUCUUUCGGCAACUCUAUCCUUUGGGUUGCUUCAUCUGGAUUUAUGUUUGUUAUUUAUCUUCAGGUCCUGAGAAAAUAAAAAGUUACCAUUAUUAUGUGGUCUUUUGAUGCUUAGAUUUGGCUUAUGUGCGGUUUAUGAGAUCCUUGUUUGGUUUCUUUCUUGUUUUGAAGCCAAACAAGUUGUAGUGUCAUUGAUCCAAAAGUGAUUUUGGCUUGAUAAAAUGGUGGAGGGUUGGAGGCCAGAAAAAGCUUGUGGUGUUUGAGGAAUUGCAUACUCAGCGGUCUUGGUAUGGCUGCAGUUAGUAAGUGGGGAAGCUGCUGUUGUAUUUCCAGUUUGUUUCCCUUCUUUCCCAGAAUGCAGAGAUGCAGAGAUGACACUUUCUGUACAUUAUCUUUUGCAGUUGAUGUAACCGAUUUUAUUUGAUAGAUAGAUAUUUAUUUAAUACCAAUCAGUAGCCUAUUCUAGACAGGAAAAGAUGUAGAAUAUACUGACACAUGUUAAGGAAUCUUAUUCAAGACCAUAUGAAUACUGGAUCUGUUUUGGGUAUCAAAAAGGAUCUCUAUAUUAUUGAUUGGCCAAGGAAGCUAAUUUAAGAUAUGGUUUCUUGCCUAGUAUAUGCUGCAUUAUGUGAUAAUCUAGGAUCUAGUUUUAUUGAUUUUUUUCAGGUAUAUAUUAAGGGAGAAUGAUUUAAGAUAGGCAAAUUUUUAGGUUACACAUUCAUAUAAUCAUAAAUAUAAAUGAAUGAUAGAUGUAAGUUUCAAUGACAAAAGUUAUUUAAAACUUACUGAGGUAGUAUUUUAAAUGAGGAAUAAACUCCAUUAUGUUGCUGAUUAUAUCAAGGAAGGAAAUGCUGGCCAUGGGUAACUAGGAUAACCUUUUUUCUAAUAACUUGCACUGAAUAUCACUGGAUGCAUUAGUUUUAUGAAAAUACUUUAAAAUUAUCUAUAGCAGAUAUGCACAGUAAAAGUUUAUACAUAAAGAAUAAUUCAUUAUUUAUGAAUAAAACAAGGUUUCUUAUUUCAUAACAAAGUAUUAGUUAUCAAAAAAGUCUUAUAGAUGUUUACCCAUUGUUACUGGUAUGUGUAAUACCAACUGUAGUUUUCUUUUGUCAAUUAUGUUUACACAUAGAUGGGUCCACUAGGGCUUAGCUCUAUAACUAGCCCUAUGUGACAGUGACUGCACCUGAUUUACCCUUCUCUUGAGUUCUUAGGAUUUUUUUCUAAAGCUAUUAAUAUUGAUAUUGUUAUCAUAGGCAUUAUAAUGGUUAUAAUGUGAUUAACAAUACUAAUAGCGAUAAUACAAACUUAAAUAUUUACUUUCCAAAAAUCAAGAAGGGUAAACAUGAGAUAGGUAAGACUAGUAAGUAACUCCUUGCUGAUUACUCACUAUGUGUAAAGACAAUUAAUAUAUAAAAUGGAAGACCAGCAGUGGACAUGGCAUGUCUUUGGGUGUAUAAUUAUUAAUAGAAAAACAACUUUGUGGACAUGCCAAACUUCACAAUCAGUGACUUUUAAGGCUGUGAAGAGGAUAAACAAUUUCUUGUCUGAAAAAUAACUUUUUUCCCCAUUUGCUGUUGAAGUUUUUAAAAGGGAUAAUAUUGAAAAAUAUAUAUAAAAUCAUAUUUAUUUAUUUCUACACUUGUACAUUCUCUUACCCUAAUAUAAACAGCAAAUAUUAGUGAUGAAGGAGAAAAUAAAUGAUACAAUGUUGUUUUUCCUCAGCAGAUGUUAAAUUAAGCAAAGAUUCAAGGAAAUGUCAUGCACAGGAGAUCCAAAGACAAAAAUGUAAAUAAAAUUUUGUCUCCCUUUCCCACAUGCUUGACAUUCUGAGGGAAAAUAACAAAUGAGUUACUUUAAACCUACUUUCACAAAAGUAAUAAACAUCUUAGGCUAAUGUGUGUUAAAGGCAUCAUACAUUUGUGAGUGUCAAGACAUUGUACAGCUAUUGUGAGACAGGUCAGGAAAAUAGACAUUUCAGUUAACCCUAAUCUCCUAUCUCGGUUUAUGAUUAUUGUCACAGGGGGACUGAAGGAUGGGAAAAUGUAUCUAAUGUGUUAAUAUGUAAUUUAUAUGAUAUGACUCGUGUGUUGGGGCAUCACCUGACAUUUUGAUUAUUAAUCCGUAGUAAGGUGGAACUAUUAUUAUUUAAUUAUUUUGUCAGUUAAUCUGUUUAAAAGUUUUGGUCACUUUAUAUGGUGUUCCCACAAUACUGUUUUUUCUUGCUUUUAAAUCUAUUUUUCACUUAAAAGAAGGAAGAAGGAAGAUGUGUCUGCAUAUGUGAUGAAUGAGUUAGUUGAAAGAAAAAAAAAAUCCCAUAUCUUAUGAAAAUUUAUGAGAUCUGUGAGAUCUUUACAUGAGAUGAAUGUAUGGAUGACAAAAAAAAAAGUGUGAAAGCUCUCUGGGCUGUAUCAAUGAUAACUAAAUACAUUCUAGCAUAGUAUACCUUUAUACUAAAAAAAAAAA
Molecule: messenger RNA, 4405 nt
Organism: Penaeus vannamei (Pacific white shrimp)
Lineage: Eukaryota; Metazoa; Arthropoda; Malacostraca; Decapoda; Penaeidae
Source: RefSeq, a predicted model, not a curated record